AUGGAAAAUGCAAACAUGAAUGGGUCCUCGCACAGGGCCGGUCCUAACGAGGCCGCAACUCAUGGCGCAUUGAGCGCGGCGGGUGGAAGCGAAAAAUUGGGUUCUCGGACAUCUUCAAAUGGGUUAGCACAUGUGAAUGGCACAGGUCGCGAUGCACAAUCAGCCAAGCAACAUUCGAAAGCACUCCAGCGUGCCCCCAAUCCCUUCGACAUUCCACAUAUCACACAAGGCUUCUUUCCUUUCGGAACGCUUGUCCAUCGAGCGGUGCAAAAUUGCUGGAAUGAGCUCACGGAAUUAAUAUCGGAUCUGGCGACUGUUCAAGUGCCGCAAGACCAUUCAAGCGCACCUGGCGCAAGCGGAAAAUCUGCUGGGAAUCAAUCGGCACAAAACAUGCACAAGAAGCUCAAGAUCUUGGAAUGGGGGCACGCCAGAAGGGCAGAGUUUAUCAAGCUUCUUGUUCUCUCGGAAUGGAGUCGUCAUGCCGCCGACGUGAGCCGACUGAUCGAUAUUCAAGGUUUCAUUCGCACCCGUCAUCAGGCCUAUAUGACUGCCAUGCAUUCGGUGGGGAUGAUGAAGCAAGACCUUGUUCGGGCUCAGGUGGCCAACCCGGACUUGAAGACUGCUCUUGAGGUCCUUGCCAAAGGCAGGGUUGCUUCUUUGCCAGACUUUGGCUACAAGCCCCCCAAAUCUUUGUCACCACGGACGACUCUGAAAAAGUUACACAAAAUCAACCGAAUCAUCAGCGCGAGACUCAUAUUGCAAGAUCAAGUCCCAUAUGCACUGCGAAAUUAUCGCAUUCACGACGGCCGGGUUACAUUCACCGUAGCCGGUGAAUUUGAGCUUGACCUUUCAGUAGCGCAGGAGGCGAAGACGUCUCAAUUUUUCUUCGUUGACAUCCGAUUUCUUUUCCAGCCUUCUUCGCCGAUCCCUAAGGGUCGGAUCCUCGACGAGCUUGAAGUGGAGAUAAAUCGAAUUCUCUUCAGCGACGGGCUGCUCGCGUGCUUCAACUUCCUCCAUCAACUAGUUCUAACGAAUAAAGUCAACACUCUCUUCCGACAGGCUCAUGAGCUUUCUCACGGCUUAUGGUCUGGCCUCCUACAUAUCGAACUGCUGCAUCGCACGCUUGUUGUGCAAUACUGGACAGCGAGGGCAGGACCCAAAAGCUGGAUCGAGAUCGGCGUUCGACGAGGGAGCGGUGAUCGAAAUUCGGCCGUCCCGCAAUUGCACCUUCGUUGGAUGCGCGACGGUCAAUCGACCAAUAGCGCUGGUGUCAAAUUCGAUACCGACACACUGUCAAUGGAACGAAUCCUGCGUAGUGUGAUUGCGCUCCACAUUUCACAUUUGCUUUCACUCGUCUACACUACCUUGAAGAAGAAUCUUUUAUUCGCAAAUCACUUGCUCUCUCUGAGAGGCAAACUCUCUUCUUCAGAGCCCAGCGACUGCUAUCUCACUUUGCACAUGACUAUCACCCGAAAGUUGCAAAUCUCCAUCGAGCCCCAGACCGGAAAUCCCACACUCUCAGGCACCACAAGCGUGGUAGAACGACCGGAACCCGGUCCCCAGAAGCCAAUUGUGGAAGAGGUGCUCGGCCGAAUCACUCGCCUUCGCUGUGCCUCAGCUAUGGACGAGAUCGAGUCCGGCUCGAAAGGUCUGGGCUUAGAGCCUGUCAAUCCGAGAGUCGUUGGAAUGGACUUGCGCAAGCUUUUCCCGCCAAACACAGUGCGUUCCGCAUUUUUCACCCAUCAUACCUGGGACAGCCGCUGGGUCGUUGCUGCCACGAGCAGCAUGGAUGGCGAUAGCUGGUGGCUUGUACAACUUCGGCCAGAAGUUCGACGGUCAGCCACGCCGCUCGCAGUUCCCGACAAAGGUUCCAAUCCAGCGCUGGCGCAUGCUGUGAGCAACACGAUGAUGGGUCUUGGCCGGCGGACCGAUCACACCGCUUGCGCCGAACUAGUUUACGGCUUGACCGGCAUGUUGGCGAUUUAUGCCAACGCUUGUUCUUUGGCUGAACUGCCAGAAGCGCGCUUCCAGCCUUCUCUGGAAGAGUUUCAGUUUGAAGAAGAACUGGUGGUGCCCGAUCUUUACAUUGAUUAUCAGCCUUCGACGUUACCCAAAUCUUUACAAUUAGACUUGCCAUCCACACGCAUCCGAGAUGGCUCAUAUCUCAACAGCACCAUUCGCCUUUCUUACAAGGGUGUCGAUCGUAAUCAAAAUCUUGCCGUCCUAGUGGCGCAUGGCAACUUCAAGUGCCAGAUCAAGUCUCUGCCCAUGCUUGUCUCUCUCCUUGAUCCGGAGAUCGUCGUGCAGAACAAGGGAGGCGCCUUUGCUCUCCGCCUGGAGGUGCCAGCUGGUCAAACGGCCAUUUUUAGUCUCUUUGAGCGUUUGCAACGACUCGACUGCGUCAUCUAUCUCCUUCAACGCCUGAUUCGGAGCGGCAUGGAGCCGCGAUCAAUGUCUUUGUCUCAGAUUACCUUCCUCUACGGCACGCAGAAAGAGUUGCUCGCCACGUUCAGUGUUGGGGUUUCAGGGUCCACACUUGCGAAUACGAAUGAUGUUUCUCGAGUCAUUUCGCAAUCUGGUCCCCUGCACAGGCUACGAUUGAAAAUUAGCUUUGACAGCCCAAGUCCCCAUCGACGCAUCCAAGAACCCCUCACCGUCGUACUCAACAAGUGCUUUGCUGAGGCGGGAAUCGACCCUGUUCUCGCUUUGAUGGCCAAGACGAUGUCCCUUCUGCACAGCUUUGAUGAAAUUGUCAAGAAACCCCCUCAGUCGGAGACAAGUCUGGUGUACAUCACCACGCGUGGCCCGACGACAUACCAUAUGCACUUUCCCCGGUUACGGUAUCGGUUCCGGUUGACAGCUCAUUCGCGGCGGGGCAAGACCGAGUGGCUACUGGAUGAUGCCAGCCGAGAAUCAUCACCCGAGUUCCAAGUCGUCUCCGCCGUCGUUCAGGAGCAGAUCUACAAGGCUAAGGGCGAUGGUUGGCAAGGUCUCGGCGAUGGUGCCAGAGCGUCCAUCAGUCAUAUUGGCCACCUCCUUCAUAAGCUGCACGACUGUCUCGGUACAUGUGCGCCUGUGCCUGAACCUGUGAAGCAAGAGGGCAGCAACGCCAUCAAAGUAGAUCCCCAGGUCAAAUUCGAGGUUCGGCCACCGCUGCAACCCCAGCAGAAGCCUGCGCCUCCAUCAGCGGUCAAAUCGAAACAUGUGUCACCCAAGAAGAAGACUACGACAGGCGACAAUGACGUUAUAACCAUUGAUUGA
This is a messenger RNA of Penicillium diatomitis, 3261 nucleotides long. RefSeq names its product mediator of RNA polymerase II transcription subunit 14. Gene Ontology annotation, cellular component: core mediator complex; mediator complex. The record is from RefSeq and is a predicted model, not a curated record. Gene Ontology annotation, molecular function: transcription coregulator activity. Lineage: Eukaryota; Fungi; Ascomycota; Eurotiomycetes; Eurotiales; Aspergillaceae. The coding region runs from base 1 to 3261 and encodes 1086 amino acids. The transcript has 2 exons. Gene Ontology annotation, biological process: regulation of transcription by RNA polymerase II.